ACAGAUUUGAAUGUGGCUUGGAUAUGGAAAAUUCUGUCUACAAAUUGUUUAACAACGCAUGUUCUAUGAGAGCUUAUUCGCGCUGCACUGGGAACGAAUACAUUCCUGUACCAUUGAGUUCAUGUAUGAAGAGACAUAAUAGUAUAAUUAUAAGAAAAAUGUUUAGGACUUUGUACGAUGAAGUUUGUCCUACAUUUUGUCCUGAAUACUACCGCCCUGUCUGUGGUGUAUCAAAACUGAGGGAUUACGAAUAUAAAACAUUUAGAAACGGUUGUUAUUUAGAUUUGGUUAACUGUCGAGGCAUGGAAGAUUUUUCUUACCAAGAAGUUUCUUUGAAAUAUUGUCCAAAUCAUUACAUGAAAAAUAUAUUUACGGAGCAACUCAUUACCAGUAACAUGAACACGUACAAGGAGUUUUUGUCUUGA
Papilio machaon (common yellow swallowtail) is the source of this 425-nucleotide messenger RNA. RefSeq lists its product as uncharacterized. NCBI's taxonomy places the organism in Eukaryota, Metazoa, Arthropoda, Insecta, Lepidoptera, Papilionidae. The record is from RefSeq and is a predicted model, not a curated record. The transcript has 3 exons. Gene Ontology annotation, molecular function: protein binding. The coding region runs from base 24 to 425 and encodes 133 amino acids.